This is a messenger RNA of Lottia gigantea (owl limpet), 2518 nucleotides long. RefSeq lists its product as hypothetical. The record is from RefSeq and is a predicted model, not a curated record. The transcript has 7 exons. Bases 48 to 404 code for a protein of 118 amino acids. NCBI's taxonomy places the organism in Eukaryota, Metazoa, Mollusca, Gastropoda, Lottiidae.
UGGGAAUAAUAGACCUAUCACCAACAGGAUCAAGACAUAAACAAACCAUGCAGACUUCUCCUUUGGUCUUUACAACAGUUAUUACCAUAUUAAUAUGUGUAUUUACAGUUGACAGUGCACCAUUGAGUGAAGGUAUUUUUGGUCAAACUGAAUAUAAAGGACAACGUAAAUUCCAGAAUGAUUUUUUCUCAGAAUUUUUCCCCAAGAGUCGACUCACAGAUCCCAAGCUUUUACCAAAAAAGUCUGUAGUAGUUGUUGAACCACAGAAGAAUUUUAAUGCUUUACAAGACGCUGCUUGUACUAUAACAUAUGACGGUGAAUGUGUACCAGAAGCUCAAGCAAUUUUACCUAAAAAUAUCUAUUCAAGAACAAUUUGUGGACCAGGUUGGGUUUGCUAUGAAUAGUGCUGCUAACAAAAUCUGGAAAUAGUAAUGGUUUACCAUUGCCACUAUUAAAAAAACGGAAAAUAUGGUCUGAUCUUGAAAGAAACGCAGAAAAAACAAUAAUACGGAGAAAAGCUUACAAUAAUUAAAAACUACAUGGUUCCAUGUGAGGAUACAAAAUGAUGAUUCAGUUGAAAAAAAGGAAUAUUGGUUUAUUGUGUGGAUAAACACAGGAACAAUUCUGUGAAAUACAGAGUAUAUUAAAGGUAUUAUAUCAUUUUAGGUCACAGAUAUAAAGUAUAUUGUACCUUUAGAGCAGGUUACAUAUAGUUCAAGUUUUAUAGUGAUAUAAUUCUACCAAACCCAACUUGAAAGUAACACCUUCAUCAUAAGUAACAUUUCUUAAUAUUGGCGACCUUAAAACAUUAUACUAUGUGUUAAAAUUGUACAAUGAAAUCCUUAAAAUCAACCGAAAAAUAUGGAAUUAGACUUUUCAUAAUUGGACUUCUAAUUUACUUAAUCUUUCUUUGAUUCCAAAUUUAUCAUGGUGUUUGAGUAUUGACUAAGAAAUAGUUAUUCCUUAUAAAAAAAAUAAGCUAAAAUAUAAUAAGAUUAUAGAUUAUGAAGCAUUAUCUGAGAAAUCGUACCUUCGUAAAUUAAUAAAAUGGCUUUAAUGCUAGCUGCAAGACAAUACUAUUAUAGAUCUGAAUUCUUUAUUUAAGACAUGAACAUAUAUAUACAUUACUCUAGUCUUGAUAAUCAGAAAUAAGUUAUCUUAUCCCAUUAUACCACUGCCAUAACUUUGUCUGUAUAGUCGUUCAAACUACUCUUAAGGAUGAUUCAGGAGUAAGAAAACUUUAUCAUAAUGUGCAAGUUCUCAUUAAUAAAAAAUACUCGGUGUAUAAUUAUAAUGCUGUUUGGUGUUUUUUAUGUUCUCUCAAUGCUCUCUUUUCUUAUCUCAUGUCUGUUAUAUAUUUCAAAUAAGGUUUACAAAUAUUGAGCAAUAUAUAUUAAUUCUGAUUUAAGUAUAAAAAGUUACAUGAUAUUUUCCAUUCUACACCAGUUUCAUGAGUACAGAAGAAAAUAACUUUAAAGUUGACAAUAAUAUGUUUCAUAUCACAAAAAAAAAAUUUAUAGACAAGAUAGCUAAAGCACCAUAAACCAUAAAAAAUGUAAUAAAGAAAAAAAUUCAACAAAACAAAACUAAUACUUUAAAUUUAACUUUGAUCAAUCAAUUCAACGUUACCAAGGCACAAUAUGAUUUCAAGAGAGAUAGAACAGAUUAUAAAACAUUGCCAAUCAAAUAUACAGACCAUUGGCCCACAGCUAUAUUUGCUACAGUCAAUUCAUCUAGGAAUCUUUAUUUAUUGUGUGGAAUGAUGGCAAGGUUUUAGUAAUACAGUAUAUUAAUGUUACUGAAUAUUACAUCUAGAGUGUAACAAGCAUAUUAUAUAAAAGAAAUGGUUUGGACUAGUAAAACUUUCAAGUAAUAUUUACACCAACAGUUAUUGAUGUGAUUGAUGUGAUUUUUUUGUCCACCAGUUCGCAAACACUGUACCAAAACUUAGUUUGUGAUAUCAGCCUUUGCAAUACAAAAAACAAAAUAUAAUAACAGGCAGUACAAUAUAAACAGUUCACAUAAUGAAAUAUUAUAAUAUAAUAAAAUAUAAAAGAAAAUACUCUGUGAUAUCAAAAGUUUCUCCUUUUACCAUUGGAACACAAUUUCAUUACUUGUAUUAUUAUCGUAAUCAAAAGAUGUUGAGCUAUAACAGGUUUUCAUUUCUGGACGUGUAAAAAUUCUAACACUCUUUCAUCUUCAACAGCCUCUUGAAAUGCUGGAUAAUCUCCACAAUAUAUCUCUCCAUUAAAGAUUUGUGGUGGUAGGGCAUCAGGCUUGUUGGCUUUACCUCUCAUUUCAUCUUUUAGACCACCACUCAUAUCACUUGAUAUAUCAAUAAACUUGAAGGGUAAUUUUUUACUAGUUAAAACCGUCUCUAUAUGGUUCUGUUGUGUUGCAACAUUAGAAUUGGAUGAUAUAGUAGUUCCAUAAACUCUGAUAGCUGCUUCUGAACUCAUUUCGUAAAUUAAAUUUUUGUCACAAAUCUAAUAAAAAGCCUAUGCCUCCUGUCUAACCA